AUGAUCUCCUUCCAGCUUCCGCAGUCUCGGCGUGGUGGUCCCUUGGGCUUGACCCAGCAGGAAUCCUCUGGGAGGAUGGCCGCACCGCCAAGGACCCCGCUGCCUGUCAAGGAGGAGAUCGAGUACGCCUCUGUCUUCGACAGCGACGACUCAGACUCCGACGACGAAUCCGAAUCCAACUACCCGGCCGUGCUCACAUUCAUCCGACGAAGCAUCCCCCCGACGGCGGCAGCACGCAAGCAGAACGUGUCCAUGUUGACCAUCGGACUGAAACGCUAUGCCGCGAUCGCUAGCCGGCAUGUUCCCCCUCCCCAUGCCUUUGACGACUCCCAAGAUGCCGAAGGACACCGUUUCCAACAACUUGGCAACGGCAACCAACGUCAACGCAUCACCAGGCCGGUGCAACCCGCUACCAGAAUGAUCGAACGCGUGGAGCAGCCCGCCAUCACCACCACCACCACCAACCAGCAGCGGACCACAGCAGCGCAAGCACACCAUGCUCCGCCUCUGCUGGCCGCCCUGUUCUCCGCCUUCAAACAAGCCCUCCACACCACCACAUCAAAACUCCGGCGCUACCUCGACACAAUCCACCACGACCGCCAGCCAGCGCCAGCCCUCGACACCCUCGAGAUCCCCUACUCCCCCUUCUCCUCCUCCCCCUCGACCACCACCUCCUCCCUCUUCCUCACGCCAGACCCAGACCCGGACCCGCUGUUCCUCAACAAAGCCCAACCCAUCGGCAUCCCCCCGCGGCCCAAAGCGCGGAACGACCACGCGAACGAGCAGCAGCAGCAGCAGCAGCAGCAGGACAUACCCUUCCGCGAAGCCCACGCCAACGAGCAGGCGCAGCUCGCGCGCGCCGGCCCGCUUGCGGGCGCCUUCGGCGGCGGCGCUGUCCGCGAGGAGGAGGAGGAGAGGGUUGGCGCGUAUCUCGCGGCCGACACGGACUGGGUGUGCUGCGCGUGCAGCAGCGUCAACACCCGCUGGGAGUUUCUGUGCUGGCGGUGCCGGGAGCACUCGAAGAGGGGGUGCUGUGUGCCGGCGGUGGAAGAGGUGGAUGGGCCUGCUGGCUGGGGCGUUGCGGGGCGGUGGUGA
Thermothielavioides terrestris NRRL 8126 is the source of this 1095-nucleotide messenger RNA. RefSeq lists its product as uncharacterized. Bases 1 to 1095 code for a protein of 364 amino acids. NCBI's taxonomy places the organism in Eukaryota, Fungi, Ascomycota, Sordariomycetes, Sordariales, Chaetomiaceae. The record is from RefSeq and is a predicted model, not a curated record. The transcript has a single exon.